AUGGCGACCUUGGCUAAUCUCAUAGACUGGGCCUCCAAGAAGGGGACCACGGUGAGCGAUGGAAUUGAGUUCAAAAACGUCGAUAACGAGGGGAACGCCGCCUAUGCGUCCAAAGACGUCAACUCCGCCGAAAUCAAGAUCCCGGUUUCGAUGGCCUUGAAGCUCAGCGAUGCCCUUGAAGGAUUCGGCGAGGAAGCCAAGGAAAUCCCGCUGAAAACAAGAAACAUCAACGCCUUGACCAAGUUGUACUUGGCGUAUGAGCGCAGCCACGUUGAAAAGAGCCCCUACAGCGCCUACAUCUCGUCACUUCCCCAGUUUCCUGAAAUGAAGGCAAGUCCAUACCUCUGGAGCCCAGAGGAAACAGCCAAACUCAAGGGAUCCAACUUGGGCAGCUCCUUGCGGGAAAACAUCGCCAACAUCGUCGAGGAAUGGUGGCUGGUGAUCAGCAUUUUGCCCGAAAGUAUCGAGAAACCCACCAACCACUUUGUCAACAUGAAGUUCUACUACGAGCAGAAGUUCCACACGGAGGAGGAGCUCCACAAGUACAUUGUGGGCGAAGGCGCUGCUUUUGACAACUGGACGUCGUUUCCCAGCUAUCUCUGGGCAUCCAUGAUCUUCAAACUGCGUUCUUUUCCGGGGUACAUUCUUAAGGACAGUUCGACCGAUCCUGUGAACUACCAGCAGGAGGAUAGUGCUGUAUUGUUGCCGGUGGUCGAUUUGCUCAACCACACUCCCUCGGCGCAGGUGGUGUGGGCUGUUCAGAACGACCAGUUUGUGUUUUCCUCAAAUACCCCAUUGAAGGCUGGCGACCAACUUUACAACAACUACGGCCAGAAGGGCAACGAGGAGCUUCUUUUGGCGUACGGAUUCUGUAUUGACAAUAAUGAGGCGGACUCUGUGGCGCUCAAAGUGAAGGUUCCCGUGGAGUUGUUGCCUGAGAUGGAGAAGAACGGCUUGAAGUUGCCCAAGAUCUCCGACUACACCACCUCUGUCGUUAAAAGCGACAAGAAGGAGAGCUACGACGACUACAAGGACGGGCUUCUCUUUUUCAUCACCAAACAGCACGUUCCAGACAACUUGGUGUUGCUUUUCCAGUUUCUCGUCAAGUCCAAGUGGGAAACCAGCCUCACGUUGAGAAUGAAGCUCAGUGGACUCAAUCACUUGAGACAGGCGGUGGAGUCCAAGGCGGCACUUCUCGACUACAGCAAGCUCCCUGCUGAUUCGUCCAACACCAACACUGCCAACACCAGAAUCUACCUCAAGCUGCAGAAGAAGAUCAUGGACUCGGCGGUGAAGCACAUCAAGCGUUUGGAGAAGUCGCUUUUGGACGAGCAGAAAAACAAGCUUUUGACGCUAAAAAGCGUCUACAAGAGAGACGUCAAGUUCCUGCGUUCUCUUCUCAUCACCAUGGGUGUACUGACAUGGGAGGAAAUCGUCGAAAAGCAGCUCAUGGAUCAAAUAUGGCUCCUCUACCUCAUCCGCUGCUACAACCGUGACGAGUACAUCAAGGGUUCCCAGGACGAAGAGGAAAACUACUUGCCUGAGUGGAUCAAAAAGGCUUUCGUCAAAAUGGACGCCGAAACCAGUAUGGAUCCUGCCGAGGUGGUGCAGUUCAGGCAGCUCUACGAAAACAUGAUCAUACCGAUGAACGAGGCAGUGCCAGAGAUCUACAACAAGGGCAAGUGGACCGUGAGAGAGCUCAUUGUGAGCACGAAGCUUUUGGAUACCAUUGGUUUUGUGCGUGGCAGGGACCAGGAGUGUAUUCUCGUUGAGCAGUAG
This is a messenger RNA of Candidozyma duobushaemuli, 1779 nucleotides long. Its product is annotated as protein-lysine N-methyltransferase. The transcript has a single exon. Gene Ontology annotation, biological process: peptidyl-lysine monomethylation. The coding region runs from base 1 to 1779 and encodes 592 amino acids. The record is from RefSeq and is a predicted model, not a curated record. Gene Ontology annotation, cellular component: nucleus. Lineage: Eukaryota; Fungi; Ascomycota; Pichiomycetes; Serinales; Metschnikowiaceae. Gene Ontology annotation, molecular function: protein-lysine N-methyltransferase activity.